Molecule: messenger RNA, 306 nt
Organism: Vavraia culicis subsp. floridensis
Lineage: Eukaryota; Fungi; Microsporidia; Pleistophoridae
Exons: 1
Coding region: 1-306 (101 amino acids)
Source: RefSeq, a predicted model, not a curated record
AUGCUAGACAAAAACGAUAUAGUGCAAUACGAAUGCAUACAGGACAAGGGCCCGCUCCGCAAAUUUGAAAGAACCGCGUAUCCUCGCCUGAUCACAUACUCGUGCCCAAAUAACAUCCAUGUGCUGAUCACUAAAGACAAGAACUACGAGUUUUUGAAACGGAGUGGCCUGGUCCGGAAGAACGAACCUUUUCUGCGAGUUUCAGGUGAGGAGGUAUCCCUUCCGUUCAGCUUUAAAUUUGUUGAGGCAUGUGAUGACACGCCGUAUUUGGCUAUUAUCACAAGGCUGAAGGACAGGAAACAUUAA